This is a messenger RNA of Balaenoptera ricei (Rice's whale), 948 nucleotides long. Its product is annotated as pepsin B-like. Lineage: Eukaryota; Metazoa; Chordata; Mammalia; Artiodactyla; Balaenopteridae. The record is from RefSeq and is a predicted model, not a curated record. Gene Ontology annotation, molecular function: aspartic-type endopeptidase activity. Gene Ontology annotation, biological process: proteolysis.
AUGAUCAAUAUUUGGAAAGUAAUUAAUGAGACUAAUAUUUCAUUUUGUCUUUCUACAGCCAAUCACAAUAAGUUCAACCCCAGCCAGUCCUCCACUUUCAGAAACAAUGGGCAAACCUAUACACUGUCCUAUGAUUUUGGAAGCCUGGUUGUGGUCUUGGUAUUUGAUACCAUGACUGUUCAGAACAUCGUCACUGAUAACCAGGAGUUUGGCCUGAGUGAGAGUGAACUCAGCUAUCCCUUCUACUAUUUAGACUUUGAUGGGAUUCUGGGAAUGGCCUACCCCAGCUUGGCGGUGGGAGGUACCCCAACAGUCAUGCAGAGCAGGCUGCAGCAGGACCAGCUCACUCAACCCCUCUUCAGCUUCUACUUUUCUCGCCAACCAAUCUAUCAAUAUGGAGAGCUCAUCCUGGAAGGUGUGGACACCCAACUCUAUUCUGGUCAGAUCGUCUGGAUCCUUGUCACCCAGGAAAUGUACUGGCAGCUUGUUAUCCAGGAAUAAGUAGAGUUUGCCAUCGGUGACCAGGCCACUGGCUGGUGUUCCCAGGGCUGCCAGGCCAUUGUGGAUAUGGGGACUUUCCUGCUGGCUGUUUCCCAGCAGUACAUGACCUCCUUCCUGCAGUCAACAGGAACCCAGGAAAACAAGAAUGGUGAUGUGACAUUGCCUCUUCUCUCUCUGUUUGUGGUCAACUGCGACUCCGUGCAGAGCAUGCCCACCAUCACCUUCAUCAUCAGUGGGUCCCAUUUCCCACUGCCUCCCUCUGCCUAUGUCUUCAACAUACGUAUUCACCCCAGGAACAAUAGUUACUGCAUGCUGGGGAUUGAGGCCUCUUACCUGCCCUCCUCCAGCGGGGAGCCUCUGUGGAUUCUGGGCAAUGUCUUCCUCAAGGAGUAUUACUCUGUCUUCGAUGUGGCCAACAAUCAUGUGGGCUUUGCCCUCUCCACUUAG